Molecule: messenger RNA, 1617 nt
Organism: Vigna umbellata (rice bean)
Lineage: Eukaryota; Viridiplantae; Streptophyta; Magnoliopsida; Fabales; Fabaceae
Source: RefSeq, a predicted model, not a curated record
UUUGGCUUGCAAAACUAUCUUGAUUCUGCAACAAGUGUUAUCAUCAACAAUGCUAAAAGCACCUCUCUGUUAUGUGACCCUAAAAUCCCCACAGUUUGCAGCCAUGGCGGGAGCUACAGGAAGAACCCUCUUCACCUUCUCCCUUUCUUCCUCUUCUUCUUAUUCUUCCUUCACGCGCUUCCUCGCCAAGCGCGUCCCACUACGCAAAGCCCUCCCUCUUCUCCCCCGCUUCCGCCCACUCUGCUCCGUCGCUGCUGCGCCGGAAAGCGCCGACGCGAAGCAUUCUUUACUCCUCGAGAGGCUCCGGGCGCGACACCUCAGGGAUGCCGCGAGAAUCGCCCCCGAACCGAGGAAGAAGGCCAGGGGCGCCGCCGUUGCGGAGGCUGAGAAAGAGAAGGCGAAGAAGGAGAAGAAGGUGGUUGCCAGUUUCGAGGAGUUGGGAGUGAGUGAAGAAGUUAUGGCGGCGGUUAGUGAAAUGGGGAUUGAUGUACCCACUGAGAUACAGGGAAUUGGCAUCCCCGCCGUUUUGGAAGAGAAGAGUGUCGUUUUGGGGUCGCAUACUGGCUCUGGCAAAACCCUCGCCUACUUGCUUCCUCUUGUUCAGUUGCUACGACGGGAUGAACAAUUGAAUGGAAUACUGUUGAAGCCCAGGCGUCCGCGAGCUGUUGUAUUGUGUCCUACAAGGGAGUUAUCUGAGCAGGUUUUUCGAGUAGCAAAAUCGAUAAGCCAUCAUGCCCGAUUUAGGUGUACCAUGGUAAGUGGUGGUGGCCGGAUUAGGCCUCAGGAGGAUUCCCUUAACAACCCCAUUGAUAUGGUAGUUGGUACCCCUGGAAGGGUUCUUCAGCAUAUUGAGGAGGGAAACAUGGUGUAUGGUGACAUCAAAUACUUGGUAUUGGAUGAGGCAGACACAAUGUUUGAUCGGGGUUUUGGUCCUGAUAUACGCAAGUUUCUGGGCCCAUUAAAAAAUCGCGCUUCAAAACCUGAUGGCCUUGGUUUUCAGACUAUCUUGGUAACUGCAACCAUGACAAAGGCUGUUCAAAAGCUGAUUGAUGAAGAGUUUCAAGGCAUUGUUCAUCUGCGCACAUCAACAUUGCAUAAGAAGAUUUCUUCAGCUCGUCAUGAUUUUAUUAGACUUUCAGGUUCUGAGAACAAGCUUGAAGCAUUACUGCAGGUAUAGUUAUAAAUUUUGGCGUGUUUGACAUGUGUCAACCAAUGGUUGAUAAUUUUAGUUUGUGUUGGGAUGUGCAAUCAAGGGGCACCAAGUCUGUUUGGGAUUAUUUGGUCCUGGGAUUAAGUCUCACGCAGGCUGUUUUUCUUUCACUUUAGCUAAUGAGAUAUUAGUCUAGGCUGUUAUUAUUUAGAGUUAGGACUUGAUGGUACCAACUGACUCUAAAAAAGUAUAAUAGAGGGAAUAUGUGUACACUAGUUACUAAUGAUUGUAUUUGUUCUUACCUCAAGUCCAUUAAGAUUGUAUCAUUAGGAUCGAUCACCUUAUUCAAUGUAUUGUCCAUUUUGGAGUCUAGAACUUUUGUCAUGAUUUUGUCCUUAAAGGACAUCUCAUAUUUAGAUUACCCUUGGCUUUGACUCGUAAGUGUCUAGAAGCACGCCGUGAAUUUA